Zingiber officinale is the source of this 792-nucleotide messenger RNA. RefSeq lists its product as uncharacterized. The coding region runs from base 119 to 508 and encodes 129 amino acids. The record is from RefSeq and is a predicted model, not a curated record. Lineage: Eukaryota; Viridiplantae; Streptophyta; Magnoliopsida; Zingiberales; Zingiberaceae. The transcript is spliced from 5 exons.
AUCAAUUGCCGGUCCGCUGUGAGAGCAUUUCUCGUACCGCUGCAUAGCGAGCCGAGGUAUUCUCGAGGGUUGGCUUGGCUCUCUCUUAUCGUCGUCACAGCUCCGAGAUCCAUCGUCCAUGGCUAGGCAUCCAAUUCAUCCUCACGCCGAACUCCUCGCUUGCCUCUUUGCUGGACCUCUGCUUAUCUCCUUCCUCUCUCCCGUCGCUCUCGCCAAAUCUUCUCCUCGCCCGAUCACUGAUAAUGAGAUCGGAGAUAAGAAGCAAACUUGUUAUGCGGAGAUCGAAAGCGGCUCGUGGGGUUGGAAGUGUAGGUCGUCGAUAAUCGAGAAGGAGAACUGUGCACUUCGAUGCCUUUCUUCCGUUUGCUAUCAACUGAUCUAUGAAAGCGAUCCGCUUGAAGAAGGAGAAAUUGACUUUGUACGGGGGCAGGAAUACAAGUUCUGCAUGCGCAAAGUUUCACUAGGAGAGAGCUUGGACGGAAUAAAGGGAUCCUUUGACUACUGGUAGACCCUGAAUUCAAUCAGUCCACCUGAUGUACGUUCUCUUAGUCGUGUUCAUUUGAUCACCUCGGAAUUAGUCAAUAGGUUAAUUGAAUUUAUGUUCAUUUUCUUUGUAGUUACCUGGUGUUUUAAGUUCUUGCUGCUUUUUUAGUAAUAGUGCAGGGUGCAAAGAAACUGCCUCGAUUUGAUGUAAAAUCCGAGCGACUUGUAAUAAGCCGCAUGAAUUAGUGCAUUGUUUAGUGUGUAUUAUUUUUCAACAAUUAAUAUUCAGUCGUCGUAGCUGUUGUUUUC